AUGAUCACGAAAGCAGCGGCGUCAUAUAUGAACGGCCAGCUUUCUACAAACAUCGACUCGGCCUACGGAUACGUAUCAUUCUUGGCACAAUUUGCACGGCAAGUAAGAGAUAUCGAGAUCAUCCGACAGGACUGGCGAAACCCAUCAAAGCUCGUUUCACUGCUUCCUCUGCUCCGACAGUUCAGGAUACGGAAUGCAACAGACCCCAGAGAUAAGGUGUAUGCACUCAUCGGCAUGGUCCAGUAUUGGGGUGGCCAACACAAGAUUGCUCCCGACUACAACCUCGACGUGACAAAUGUUUACUGGCAGGUGUCUAUCACAGUCAUCAAAAACAUGCAGUCGCUUGAGGUUCUGUGUGGCACACCAAACGCCACAAGUGACGGCGACCCACGGCUCACCCAUCCAGGGCAUCCCUCCUGGGUGAUAGACUGGAGUUACAGACCAAGUGCCACCGAAAACAUCCGCCUUGAAACACAAGGAUUCUAUGAUGCCUCAAGCCACCUGCCCCCCGGCCAAGUUCGUCUUCACGGCCGGCUCCUAUUAGAGGUAGAAGGAGUUGAGCUCGAUCGGAUCCAUUGGGUCUGCGACGAAGUAGUCAACUCCCAUCACGGCAGAGACGGUGGCGCCAGACGAUGGCGAGAGGUCGUGAAGAGUUGGGAAGAGCUAGUCGUCGAGGUCCUAGGAGACGACAAUCGACCAUAUGCCGGUGGAGGAACCGUUGGCAAUGCCUUUUGGCGCACUAUCUGCGGAAACAUUGAAUACACCCACGCUGGAAUAUCCCUCGCUGGGGACGAUGUGUCGUCCGCAUACGCCAAAUGGCGAAGCGUCGACUUUCACCAUAGAAGAACGACAUCAAUCGUUGGUGAUCACCUGCAGGAGCCGGUCUUCAAUGCCAAGCAUGGGAUGACUGAGAAGGAGUUGGAGUCUGAAAAGAGGAACGCGUUCCACUACGCCGUCAGGUUUGCGUGUAGUGAUAGGAAGUUCUUUAUCACGGAUAAGGGCUACAUCGGGACUGGCCCUCGCGGCGUAAGCAGUGGUGAUAGGGUUUCUGUUGUGUCGGGGAGCCGGGUACCGCUGAUAUUGCGACCUUCAACACAAGAGGUAGGGUGCAACCAUAGAGUGGUUGAGGCGUUGAUCAAGCGGCCCGAAGACCGAGUGUUCUACCAGGCUGGUGAAGAAGCCAAACAGAUGAUGAAACAAGGAGAUAGCGUCUGCAACGAGUUGCAUCGGGGACUGUAUAAUCUGAUAGGGGAUGCUUAUGUUCAUGGGGCUAUGGAUGGGUGUUUCUUCGGUGACGUUAGAUAG
Podospora pseudocomata is the source of this 1305-nucleotide messenger RNA. RefSeq lists its product as uncharacterized. The record is from RefSeq and is a predicted model, not a curated record. Bases 1 to 1305 code for a protein of 434 amino acids. The transcript has 3 exons. NCBI's taxonomy places the organism in Eukaryota, Fungi, Ascomycota, Sordariomycetes, Sordariales, Podosporaceae.